AUGGCAUCCUCUCUAAAGGGCCUAGGCCCUCUCUUGGCCCUGCUGUUUUCCCUAGGUGGGCUGCUUGUACACAGCCAGAACCUUUCCUGGAGAGAAUUCAUGAAACAGCACUACCUGAGCACAAGCUGGAAAUUCAGCGACUACAAAUGCAAUGAUCUCAUGAGGGAAAGAGAAGCUCCACGAGACAGGAACUAUCACAUCUUCAUCUAUACCUUUUGGCACAAAAUCGAGCAUAUUUGCCUCAGGAAGUGGAGAGACCAUUACAGAAAUGUAUAUAUAUGGGCCCAGCAUCCCUUCAAAAUACUCAAGUGCUACCAGGAGGGCAACCAAAAGAGCUACAGAGAGCACAGCAGCUACAGCUACAUUGAAUUCCACUGUGGUGCAAACGGGCAUGUCGAUGGCAUAGAGGACAUCCAGUUGUUAGACAUCAAAAAAUAGAAAGUCUACCCACACCCCCAGGUUCGAGUAGAGUGUCCAGCGCUUCCCAAGUGGGAGCCCCUGCCUACAUCAACAGCCCUUGCUACUCCUUCCUUUGCAUUUAUGUGCCAAUGCUUUCCAACUACUUAGAGUUAUGCAUCAUCACAUGCUUUCUUCCUAUCAAAACCACCUGCACGGUUUCUCUGCCUGGAAUACCCUUGUGCCUUCAUUUAUCUGAUUUGCUCUUACAGUUUUUUAAGAUUAAGCUCAUAUGGCUUCUCUGUUUUACUGAACCAGGGACGUUCUUGAUAGUGACUCUCCUUAUA
Messenger RNA from Neomonachus schauinslandi (Hawaiian monk seal), 743 nucleotides. RefSeq names its product epididymal protein 3B (gene EDDM3B). NCBI's taxonomy places the organism in Eukaryota, Metazoa, Chordata, Mammalia, Carnivora, Phocidae. The coding region runs from base 1 to 438 and encodes 145 amino acids. The transcript has a single exon. The record is from RefSeq and is a predicted model, not a curated record.